AUGGUUAAUCAAUAUAGCGUGCCAGUUGGCCCAGCCGCCAACGAGCACGAAACUGCUCCAAGAAGAAACUGCCAAUCUGCUCAAGAGCCGCUUGUAAGGCCGCCUAAUACGAAAUGCUCCACCGUAUACGAGUUCGCGCUGGAGUGUUUCCAGAAGGGUAAGAAUCACAAUGCCAUGGGUUGGAGGGACGUCAAGGAAGUGCAUGAAGAGUCUAAGACGAUAAUGAAGAAAGUUGACGGGAAGGAGACUCCAGUGGAGAAGAAAUGGAUGUUCUAUGAACUUUCCAAAUACCAAUAUAACACUUUCGACCAGUUAACCGAUAUUAUGCACGAUGUCGGUCGCGGGCUGGUGAAAAUGGGGUUGAACCCGAAUGCUGAUGACAAACUACACCUGUAUGCCGCGACUUCUCACAAGUGGAUGAAAAUGUUCUUGGGUGCGCAGUCGCAGGGUAUCCCCGUGGUAACGGCUUAUGACACUUUGGGUGAAAAGGGGCUGAUCCAUUCUUUGGUGCAAACGGGGUCCAAUGCUAUUUUUACAGACAACUCUUUGCUAGCAUCUUUGAUUAAACCGGUCCAGUCCGCCCAAGACAUAAAAUUCAUAAUUCAUUUCGACUCCAUCGAUCCCGAGGACAAGAGACAAGACGGUAGGAUAUACCAGUCUGCCAACGACGCCAUCAACAAGAUCAAAGAAGUUAGACCUGACAUCAAGACCUUAAGUUUCAAUGAACUUUUGAAAUUGGGCCAAAACUCCCGUAACGAAAUCGACAUUCAUCCACCUAGUGCGGAUGACCUUUCUUGUAUCAUGUACACCUCAGGUUCUACGGGUGAACCCAAGGGUGUAGUUUUAAAGCAUUCGAACGUCGUUGCAGGUGUGGGUGGUGCAAGUUUGAACGUCACCGGCUUCAUAGAUACCAAGGACCGUGUUAUUUGCUUUUUGCCAUUGGCUCAUAUCUUUGAAUUGGUGUUUGAGCUAUUAUCCUUUUAUUGGGGGUCCUGUAUUGGUUAUGCCAAUGUCAAAACUUUAACCAAGAACUCUGUGAAGCAUUGCCAAGGUGAUUUGCAAGAAUUCAAACCCACUAUCAUGGUCGGUGUCGCCGCCGUUUGGGAAACAGUGAGAAAGGGAAUCUUAAACCAAAUCGACGAUCUACCUUUCCUCACCAAGAAAAUUUUUUGGACUACCUAUAAUGCCAAGCUAAACAUGGAACGUUUCCGUAUACCAGGUGGUGGAAUCUUGGGUAAUUUAAUCUUUAAGAAAGUUAGAACCGCUACUGGUGGUCAAUUGAGGUACCUAUUAAAUGGUGGAUCUCCAAUCAGUAGAGAUGCUCAGGAGUUCAUUACCAACUUGCUCUGCCCUAUGUUGAUUGGUUACGGUUUAACUGAAACUUGUGCUAGUACCACUAUCUUGAACCCUGGUCAUUUCGAAUUAGGUGUUGCAGGUGACUUGACUGGCUGUGUCACUGUCAAAUUAGUCGACGUUGAAGAACUGGGCUAUUUUGCUAAAAAUAACCAAGGUGAAGUUUGGAUCAAAGGUGCCAAUGUCACGCCCGAAUACUAUAAAAACCCAGAGGAGACUUCUCAAGCUCUAACUUCCGAUGGUUGGUUCAAGACUGGUGAUAUCGGUGAAUGGGAAAAAAGCGGUCAUUUGAAAAUUAUUGAUAGGAAGAAAAACCUGGUCAAAACAAUGAAUGGUGAAUACAUUGCCCUUGAAAAAUUGGAAUCUGUUUACAGAUCCAACGAGUACGUCGCCAACAUUUGUGUUUACGCCGACCAAACAAAGACCAAACCGGUAGGUAUUAUUGUCCCAAACAAUGCUCCGCUAACAAAAUUGGCCAAAAAGCUAGGUAUCAUGAAGGAAGAUGAAAGCUCGAUCAACAUUGAAAACUACUUACAGGAGCCAAAGUUGGUUAAAGCUGCCUAUUCCGAUCUUUUGAAGACCGGCAAAGACCAAGGUUUAGUCGGUAUUGAAUUGCUAGCGGGUAUAGUAUUCUUUGACGGCGAAUGGACUCCACAAAAUGGCUAUGUCACCUCUGCCCAGAAAUUGAAGAGAAAAGAAAUUUUGAACUCUGUCAAAGAUGAAGUUGACGCCGUUUACGGCUCUUAA
Molecule: messenger RNA, 2100 nt
Organism: Saccharomyces eubayanus
Lineage: Eukaryota; Fungi; Ascomycota; Saccharomycetes; Saccharomycetales; Saccharomycetaceae
Gene: FAA1
Product: long-chain fatty acid-CoA ligase FAA1
Exons: 1
Coding region: 1-2100 (699 amino acids)
Biological process (GO): long-chain fatty acid metabolic process; long-chain fatty-acyl-CoA metabolic process
Cellular component (GO): lipid droplet; endoplasmic reticulum; plasma membrane
Molecular function (GO): long-chain fatty acid-CoA ligase activity
Source: RefSeq, a predicted model, not a curated record